Hevea brasiliensis (rubber tree) is the source of this 951-nucleotide messenger RNA. RefSeq lists its product as uncharacterized. NCBI's taxonomy places the organism in Eukaryota, Viridiplantae, Streptophyta, Magnoliopsida, Malpighiales, Euphorbiaceae. The record is from RefSeq and is a predicted model, not a curated record.
AUGGCAGGAAGCUCGACGGAUAAGUUUAGGGUAGAUGGCGGGAAGUGCUUUGGGAGAGGAUGGAAUCUUGAUUUCCCUAGAAGGCUGAUUGCGACAAGACGAUUCGGUGGCCGAGUUGGUCUGACUCAGGAAGCUCCCUCCAGAGCAAAGCAAGCUAAAGGGUGGGUUUCUUAUAUACUCUUAUGUGCGUUCCUUCUUCGAACCUUUUGGUAUGUAUUGCCCCCUAACUAUAGAUCAGAUCCACCGGACGAGAAACUCAAUUCCGCACUGCUGCUGAGUCGUCGGACUUAUCCACCAAGGGAUUCGUGGAAUUUCUCGUCCCCUUUUGGGUAUGCAGAUACUAAGAGUCCUCUCACUACCAACCAGUAGACAUCAUCUGGCUGGGUCUUGCCGGGGGGAUCGGAGCAAGAGGGAACGCCUAGACGGCGUUUUUAUUCCUGGGCUGCAGUAAGUAGAUCGAGAGGUCGUUCCGCCCCUUGUCCCCGAAGAUGGGUAAUAUGUUCUCAAAAAAUGUUGCUCCAAUCUGACCUAGCUGGCGAGCGAUCCCAGUUCGCGGCAGAGAACAAGACAGCAAGCGAGCGUACCUUUGUUCGCUUCUUCUCCACCAAGCACGGAAGUUUAAGGAUAACUGUAGGUCGGUGGCUACCUAAGGAAACUCCGAUUCGAUCCGCCCCCCGGCUGGGAGGCAUUUACCUCAUCCCGAUCACAAGGAGAGGUUCACCAUGAUGGGGGGUACUUCUUUUUUUUUUCCCUUCCGGAAAGAAUGAAAUGCAUAGGGGACCAUCCUUUUGUUGCGGCAUGCUCUUCAGAUUUACGGAUUCGCAGGGGGCCUCAGGCCCUACUUAGUUGACUGACAAUGACAAAGGCUUGCGAAACUAAGUAGGGCCUUUUGAAUUGAAUCUUAAGUAGUCUAUCAGUGGUGCGAAGCGGCUUUGCCCCUUUUCAGUAGGG